Molecule: messenger RNA, 4904 nt
Organism: Gopherus flavomarginatus (Mexican gopher tortoise)
Lineage: Eukaryota; Metazoa; Chordata; Testudines; Testudinidae
Product: zinc finger protein 585B-like
Exons: 2
Coding region: 379-3117 (912 amino acids)
Biological process (GO): regulation of immune system process; negative regulation of transcription by RNA polymerase II; regulation of cytokine production
Source: RefSeq, a predicted model, not a curated record
GGGGGUUUCAGAGCCCAGCAGCAUUUCCUAAGCCCCUGUCCUCCCUGAUCCAGCUUCUGUUUCUCUGCCUUCUCUCCCCCGGUAGUUUUUAUAUCCCCGACACAGACUUCCUGUGAGUCAUCACAGCAGACAUUAGAGCAGUAACUGAAAGAAGGGAGCAAGUGUGGUGAUGGGGUAUCCGGCAAGUGACAGCUGAUGAAUUAAAACCUCCUCCCUGUCCAGCUCUGAGGGCAAUGAGAGAAAGCAGAUGAAGGGAAAUGAGAAUUACUGCCCAAAAGGGAGUCAUGAAAAUUGGCAUCAGUGCCUUUGUAGGCUCAGAAGCUCCCCUGAGCCUGGGCAGGCCAAGAAAAUUGGAGGACAUGGCAAGAAAGACCCCAGAUGAUCGGUCUUCUUGUGCGUGAACUUCCUGCCAGCUCAGUCCCGGGAAACCGGACGAUGGAGAAGCUGACAGUUAUUAAGGUGGAAGUGGAAGAUCUCCUCAAGCAACCCCGGGAGAAGAUGUACACUUGCACGAUCUGCGGGGACAGUUUUAAUCACAAGGGCAUCCUAGCAAUGCACCAGAAGACCCACAAGGAGGAGAUGCUGGUGGAGCACCAUGAGCAGGAAGGAAGUGCCAUCGCAGCAGGAAAGCCAAUGAGUCAGCAAGCCAGCAGAAGGGCAGAGGAUGCCAGCCAGGAAGGCGUGAACCAGCAGGGAGAUCUCUCAGCGCAGAAGGAAUCCCUGCAGAAAGCAAAGCCCUACUCUUGCACCAACUGUGAGAAGAGCUUCAAAAUGAAGGUGGACCUCACCAAGCAUCUCAGGACCCACACAGGGGAGAGGCCUUUCCCGUGCAUGGAGUGUGGGAAGAGGUUCAUCACCAAGUCGCAGCUGAAGGAGCACCAGAGGAUCCACACUGGGGAGCGACCUUACCAGUGCUCCGAGUGCGGGAAGUGCUUCACGCAGAAGUCACAGCUCAUUGUUCACCGGAGGAUCCACACUGGCGAGAAGCCCUACAAGUGCAGCAGCUGCCAGAAGAGCUUUGUGGACAAGUCACAGCUGGUCGCCCAUCACCGUAUCCACACAGGUGACCGUCCCUUCAAGUGCGGGUUGUGCGCCAGGGGCUUCCGCCAGAAGAUCACCCUCAUUAAACACCAGAGAGUCCACACUGGGGAUGGGGGGCGGCGGCAUGGCGGGCCCCAUACUGGCAAUGCCUCACAGCUCAUCGUUCCCGAGUCGACGCCGGACGGGGAGAAGAUAUUCCGAUGCAGCACGUGUGGAAAGGAGUUCAAGAAGAAGUCGAUCCUGGUGACCCACCAGAGGAUCCACACCGGGGAGGAACCCUACCAUUGUGCCGAGUGCGGGAAGCGCUUCCGGCAGAAGAUCCACCUGAUCCGUCAUCAGAGGACCCACACCAGAGGAGAGGCCCACGUGUGUGUUGAGUGCGGGGAUGGCUUCAGCAGCAAGGGGCAGCUGCUGAGGCACCAGCGGUGCCAGCACCAGAGCGAGGGAUCCCACACGUGUCCCGAGUGUGGGAGAUGCUUUAGCCAGAAAGUAGGCCUCAUGGCGCACCAGAGAGUCCAUGAGAAGGAGAAGGGAGAUGGGAGCGUGGCCGCCACCGAGGGGAGCGCUGGUGAGGCAGCAGACGGGAGGCUGCCUGCCAAAAACGGCAAAGGCAGCAGCCAUCCGAGGGACCUGAUUGUGCCUCGUAAGAGCCAGGUCUAUACCUGCACCCAGUGUGGCAAGACAUUCACCAAGAAAGGGAACUUUGCCAACCAUCAGCGAGCCCACACGGAGGAACGGGCGCACCGGUGUGGCGUCUGCGGCAAGAAGUUCACCAAGAGGGGGGAGCUGACCAAGCACGAGCGGAUCCACACGGGUGAGAGGCCAUAUGUCUGUGACGACUGCGGCAAGCGCUUCACCCAGCGCACCCAGCUGGUCACCCACCAGCGCAUCCACACCGGCGAGAAGCCCUACCCCUGCGCUGACUGUGGCAAGUGCUUCAUUGACAAGUCCCGACUGACUGUGCACCGGCGUAUCCACACCGGCGACCGGCCCUUCCAGUGCUCUGCCUGCAGCAAGGGCUUCCGCCAGAAGAUUGCCCUCAUCAAGCACCACCGAGUCCACGAGAGGGGCCGUCUGGAUGGGGAGGUCUCAGGGCGGAAGGAGCACGAAUGCCUCCAGUGCGGGAAAGGCUUUGGCACCAAAGAGAACCUAGCCAGCCACCAGCGGCUCCACGCCACCGAGAGGCCCUUCAAGUGCGGCGAGUGCGGGAAGAGCUUCACACAGAAAGCCCAGCUGGUGGUGCAUCAGCGCAUCCACACCGGCGAGCGCCCCUUCCGCUGCACCGACUGCCACAAGGGCUUCAUCGACAAGUCCCGGCUCAUCGUGCACCGCCGGAUCCACACUGGCGAGCGGCCCUUCAAGUGCAUGGCCUGCGGCAGGGCCUUCACCCAGAAAAUCGCCCUGACCACCCACCAGCGAGUCCACAUGAGGGAGCACGAGGCCACCCAGGAGCCCAACAAAUACUCCAAGCGCGGGGAGAAUGACUCGGGCAAGGCCCAGCCAGGUGAGGAGUGGCCCUUCCCCUGCAAUGUGUGCGGCCGGGGCUUCCGCAAGGAGAUAGCCCUCAUCACCCACCAGCGGGUCCACACCAAGUACGAACCCAACAGGUGCAGCAAGUGCGGCCAGGUCUUCCCUGACAAGGCGCAGCUGCUCCUGCAUCAGCCCUCCCACGCGGAGGACCGGCCCUUUAAAUGCAACACCUGUGGAAAAGAUUUCAAGCGGAAAGAGAUCCUGAACACCCACCAGAGAAUCCACACGGGAGAGGUGCCUUUCAAAUGCACUGAGUGCGGGAAAAGCUUCUCCCAGAAGGCCAACCUCAUGAAACACCAGCUCACCCACACCCGGAGGGGCCCCUUCAUCUGCUCUGAGUGUGGGCAGAGCUACACCACCUUGGGGCAUUUUAAAAGGCACCAGAGGAACCAUCUGAGAAAGCGAGCCCCUUCUGGGGAGGGGAAAGACUUGGCAGAGGAGCAGGACGCAGACGGGCUGCCGGAGACAGGUGUGCACAACGGGCCCAUUAUCGUGGUAAAGACGGAAGUCAAUACAGAUGACUAUGAGGUCCUGCAGGUCCCAUGAAACCUCCCUCAUCAGGGGGUGGUGCAUGUGUAAAGGGAUCCUCCAGAGGCAAUGCAGGAGUAAGGGCCCUGGUGCUGCCAACCCCUAGCGUUCAAAGAAUCCCAGAUCAAGCUGCCCUCUCCAGUCAUGAGAUUGUUUAAAAUGUCAUGAGAUUUGAGAAAAAAAUAAUACAUGUGGGGUUCUUUUUAUGAGCCUUUGAGGGUCACGUUUUCAAGGUUCUCUCUGCAACCACGUGGGCUAGAAACUUACUUUUUCAAUGAAAUCUGUGAUUUUGGAUGUCUUCACGUGACUCCUGGAGCUGGGGAUUUAAGGAAAAAACACCAAAUAUCCCAAGAGUUGGCAACACUGACUCUUCCAUAGAUCGGUAUCCAGCACUCAGUGACACCAAAUAUCAAUAUUAACCUGACCUGGGUUGCAGGUGAUCUGGGAGAGCAUCAGCGAUUCACUGCAGUGUAAAACAUCACCAGUCAUCAUUCCAUAUGACAGUAAGAGAGGCAGAUAUCAUCACAGGGCUCCACACAGAUGGACUGUUGGGCCCAUGCAGAGCCCCGUUAAAGUCAAUAGGCUCCCCAUGGGAUGCAGACAUCCACUUGUGUGGAAGGGUUACCUGGAUCAGGGCCAAUGUACCUAGAAAGAGCGCACCUACUUGAAGAGGAGAUAGGUCCAGAUCCUCAAAGGUAUUUAGGUGCCUAAUUCCCAUUGGCAUCCACAGGGAGUUAGACGCCUAAAUACCUUUGAGGAUCUGGGCCAUAGUGUUUACUUCAAAGUCUGAUCUUUUUUGAUGAUCACGCUUUAAAAUACGCUCACAGACUAUUUUAUUUCGCUAUGCGAUCACCAGUUUUAUUGUUUCAAUACAGGACAUUCACUGCAAAAGCACUGUUCUGGUUGAGGAUUGAAACACACAGGUUGCCUGAUUCACAGCUACAUUAUUCCAGUUUAAAUCUGCUGAUUCCAGUGAUGUAAAACUGGAGGAAUGGUGCGAGAAAUCAGGCCCAAGCUAGUUCCGGUUUUGCUAUAAGCUCCUCAGCUGCCGCACAUCGGCAGAACUCGGCUGAAGUCACUGUGCAUACCCCAACUUGCAUCAGCUGAGAAGCAGGUCCGUGAUUCCCACAAGACGCAUUUCUCCCACACUCUUGUAUCUAUAUAGUCCAGCAGUUCGGUGUCCAGGAGCCCAGAGUAUGACCUGUAUACAAGGGGAUGACAUUAGGAAGAAACUGUAACUUUGACUAUCCUCUCUGUUUUGCAUUUAAAUUCUUAACCAUAGCAUUGUCCUGGCCUAAGGCCCUUCCCCCUCUGUAGAAAAUCCAUAUGAGAGGGAAACAUGGGCCAUGAUCCUGAGAACCUGUAACUCCCAUGACUUCCCAACAGUAUGAUCCAGGAGGACUUGUGUCCCAAGCCUGCCAGUCCCAGGACAUUUGCAGGACAGGGUUGUCUACCUCUUCCCCUUCAUUUCUUGCUCGCUGGCUGUAAAUCUCGCUAAGGCCUUAUACGGCUAUGGGUUCCCAGCUCCCCUGGGUUAAAGCUGCUGGGAUUGCUAUGUAAAGUGGCUCUCUCCUGACUCCGCUCUGCGCAACCCCAUGAAAAGCCACUGAGCCCCAGUCACAUGGACGCUCGGGGAUGAAGAGAGCAAUGGCAGCUGUAGGGGCAGCCAAGCACUGCAGCUCCAUCCAUCCCAUCUGGCCCUGGGCGGCCGGGAGGAUGGCAGGGCUCAGCCAUGGUUUGGAAUAAACAUUGGAACCAUUUCAUCAAUACCUGCUGCCUUCUGCUCUCUCUCCCCUUCCCCAGCA